Podospora pseudopauciseta is the source of this 3049-nucleotide messenger RNA. RefSeq lists its product as uncharacterized. The transcript has 5 exons. The record is from RefSeq and is a predicted model, not a curated record. Gene Ontology annotation, biological process: regulation of DNA-templated transcription; DNA-templated transcription. Bases 443 to 3049 code for a protein of 868 amino acids. NCBI's taxonomy places the organism in Eukaryota, Fungi, Ascomycota, Sordariomycetes, Sordariales, Podosporaceae. Gene Ontology annotation, molecular function: DNA-binding transcription factor activity, RNA polymerase II-specific; DNA binding; zinc ion binding.
UUCCUACCGACAGAAAAAGAGCUUUGCACAUCAAGAUCAUAGUCGUGAUUGCAGCAUCAUAUUCAGUCAACCACGACUAUUCCAAAUCGACAACCUGAAUCUUAUGCUAAGAACAGUAUUCCAGCCACCACAUCACAUCAAUCCCACUGCUAAACUCUCCUUGGGCGCAUACCGCUGAGUAAUCCCUUCUCCAACUCUCACCUACCGAGCUUCCCAAGAUCAAGAGCAAAGAUCAACCCAAGACAAACCGGAAUAAAGCACCACAGCCAAACCCCUUAUCUCCGAGCCUCGCUUAUAUACAACCUACAACAACGAUAAACCCGAUCCGAGUCGCCAGAUAUUGAAUCCUCAAGUGCCUCGUCUAUACAGCCCGACUCCAGAAACGGACACAAGAUCAAAACCGUUACCGACAGGUUGGAUCACCACACCUCAAGGAGGCAUCAUGUCCUCCCGGCCCCCACAAGCUCCCCAGCGCGGGUACAGCACCGGCAGCGGUAGCAGCAACAUUCAUGUCAACCCGAAGCCAACGAACCCCCCGAGAAACCUUCAUCAUCUAUUACCUAAGGGAGCCGCAGCUUCUAGUCGGCCGCAACUACCUAUCAACAAUAGCUGUCAGCUUCCGCCCACUCAAGCUCAGAAACGGACUAGGGUCCUGCUAUCUUGUGGUCCUUGUAGGACCAGUAAGCAAAAAUGUGACCGCCAACAACCCUGCAAAAACUGCCUCAAAAAAGCCCGUCAAGACCUCUGUAUCUACGCCCCAAAACCAGAAAAAGCCCGCCCCGAGCGGUCCAUGGCUGCCCGCCUGAAAAGGCUAGAGUCCAUGGUCAGGGGCAUGAUGCACACCAACAACCCCAACAUCCGUGGUCCCAUCCCGGCGCUUACAUCCUCUUCUUCAGCCACUGGCCAGUAUCAAACCGACGAGCACGACGAUGAAAACGAGGAAAGCCCUGAUGAAAGAGCAGCCGCGGUCCCUGUUGGGCAGGUCGUGCUGGGAAAGAGCGGCAAGGGGAGUGCUACGUAUGUAGGGGCGACGCAUUUCAUGGCUAUGCUCGAGGAUAUCGAGGACCUGAAGAGUUACUUCGACGACGACGAUGAUGGGGAGGCAGACACCGGGGAAGCAGGCCUCGACCCUGACGCGGCGGCAGGGUUCGGCUCUUCCGACGACGCGCACUCACCUGGCUUGCUGCUGUUGUCUCACACCGUCCCGACCUGCAAGCAGGAUCUCAUCGAUAUGCUCCCCCCUCAACCGGUGGUCGAAAGGCUGACACGGCGUUAUUUCGAUGCCGCCAGCCCGACCCACCACUGCGUCCACCAGCCGACCUUUGCCAAAGAUUGUGUUGUGUUUUGGCAAGAUCCGAACAAGGCGUCUCUGCAAUGGCUGGCGUUGUUGUUCGUAAUCAUUGCACAGGGAACGUCGUUCUCCAUGUUCACCGCCCCCCAGGAACUGGCGGGCGACUCGGACGUUCCCCCGAUGGAGCGAUUCCGAGGGUAUCGUGCCGCCGCCCUUUGGGCCCUGGUGGCAGGCAAGUUCUCGUCUCCCGGACCGUCAACAAUACAACCUUUUCUCUUGUACAUCGAGUCUGAAUUUCUCAUCAACCGAACAUCCCAGAUGACCUGUUACCUGUUGAUAUCAGUCUGCAUCAGACUCAUGCUGAGAAUGGGCCUCCACCGCGACCCCGACAAGCUCCCCAACAUCCCCCCCUUUGAUGGAGAAAUGAGGCGAAGGCUAUGGCAUGUAGCCUGCCAAUUCGACCACCUCGUCUCUUUCCACAUGGGCCUCCCAAGCAUGGUAUAUAGCAUCGAGAGCGACACAGCCCCGCCCAGAAACCUCUUCGAUGACGACCUGGACAAAGACUGCCAUCAGCUACCCCCCGCCCGGCCCGACACCGAGUACACCAUGCUGACAUACCCGAUCUGGAAAUCCUCCAUCUGUCAAGUCUUCGGUCUCGUCGCCCGCCAAGCCAACUCCCUCACCCGACCCACCUACGCCGAGGUCCAGGAGCUCGACAUGCGACUCGACGAAAUAUGGAGCCAGGUGCCCCCUUUCAUGAAGAGAAUCGUGCCACCACAGGAUUAUGAUGGCGAGCCCAUCUCCCCGGUUCUGGUCAACCAGCAGUUCGGUUUGAUAUCCCUGUACAACAAGAGUCGUUGCGUGCUGCACCGUCGAUACCUCAUCGAGCCCGUCCCCAAGCCCGAGCAUACUUAUUCCCGGAGAAUCUGCCUCGAAGCCGCCAUCAGCCUCCUGGACCACCAAAACCUCAUGCACCUGGCCACGCUGCCCGGCGGCGCACUGAGGGCAACAGGCUGGUACAUCAGCGCGCUGGCCAUCCACGACUUUCUCCUCGCCGCCAUGGUCGUCUACCUUGUCCUUCAGCACGAGCCAGAGUCUGGGAGACACGACCACCAGGAGAGCAGCUGCUGGCCAAGUCUAGACCCGGCCUUGUCAGCCUUCUCAAACGAGGAGCAACUCCAAAAGAUGUUGGAGAGGUCCCAUCAGAUAUGGGAAACCAUUUCGGAAGCUGACGGCGUCUUCCGGAAGGCGACUGACAUGCUCGCCACGAUGCUGAAGAAGAUUGAACUGAAGAAGCAGCAGAACAAAGGCAAACAGCUCGCACCUGACCAGCACCACCCGGAACAUCAGGCGUACGUGCGAGACGAGGACUCUUGGCUUAACACAUCGCAAAGCCAUGAGCCCUUGUCCGUCGGCAGCCUCUCUGUGACCGAUGAACACUGGGAUUCCGAGCUUGGUCCAGAGGAGCAGCAGCACCACAUGAUGGAGGAUGUGCAGCAGCCCCUGACGCGGCAAGAUCUCAUGCCCGCAUCAUUAAUCGAUACUCGAUGGCUCGACCUGGGCAGUAUGGGGAUGGACCAAAUGGGCUGGGACACAUUUGAUAGCGCCAUCCGUGGUGAAAAUAACGUGCAUCAGCAGACGGUGGAGGACUGGAUACCAGAGGGUCCCUUGUUGGACGAUGUUCAGUUGAUGACCACCAUGGGCUUUCACGGCAGCCCGUUUGACUGGAGAGAGCAGGAGGAAGGGUAUGAAUGUUGA